Messenger RNA from Pomacea canaliculata, 1373 nucleotides. RefSeq lists its product as uncharacterized. The record is from RefSeq and is a predicted model, not a curated record. NCBI's taxonomy places the organism in Eukaryota, Metazoa, Mollusca, Gastropoda, Architaenioglossa, Ampullariidae. Bases 690 to 1073 code for a protein of 127 amino acids. The transcript has 3 exons.
UUGCUUUCAAUGUCAGCGACUCACUAAGCAGACGCCACUCCAUCGGCUGUUGCCGCAGCCAGGGGCGGACAACUCUGAACUAGGACUGACCUAGAGUUGUCUCAAGUCGUGCAGUCAAGAGUUGCUGGACCUCCAUGGAUGGAGAGCUGUGCAGCUGCUGAUGGAAGUAGGUGAAACUAAGUGGCGUGGCUGCUGAUUUAGGGGAAGACUGAGAGUUAAUUAGUCCACUCAGUCCCGUUAAUUAUAACGAAUCCAUCAACUGUUUAAUUAUUGCGAACGUACCCGAAUUUUACGACGAUGGAAGCAAAAAUACGUUUCAUACGCUCGUCAAUCACAAAACGAAUAUACCAGCAAUAAUAAUAAUACCCGACUGACAGUUGGCGCCAUCUCGCCUCGCUUACCGGAAAUGACGACACGGUGACAGCGCGCUAGAAUUUCGAGCACACGCGCGCGGACGGGGACUGAACAUCCGGGCUCUGCGGUGCUUCGCUCGCCCGUUAUGUCGUUCCGGAUUGUCGCGCACAGCGGAAGUGUCCGCGCAUCAUCGGAUGCGGCCGAGUUCCUUCAGGUUUGGCGGAAGUCACAUGCUGGCCUCGGCAUGACGUCAAUAUUGCUGAUGGUGACGGUGAUGGUGAUGGUGAUGGUGUGCUGCUGACACGGGCGGGUAGUGGCGUGAACGAGGUAUAGACAUGGCGUCUAACGACGAUGAUAAAGCGAGAGACAAGGAGCGGCAUGGUCGUCUGAUUAUUGUGACGAGUAUAUCAUCAAUAGAGGAAAUUGAUUUGACACAGAUAAUGCUCUGUGGGUAUGUCAUCUGUAUCUCUAUGCUGUGGAACGACACAAACUGGUCACAUGACCAGGCACGAAUGGUAUCCUGGAGAAGGAGGAUAGAUAACGAGGUGGCCAGAAGACCUGGCUUGCAGACUGGCUUUUCUGGAUUUGCUCAAGACAGACACGUGGCUCACCUUGUCUAUCCAGUCGCCCAUCUCACCACCUCGCCCCCCGACGAUCGGUGCAGGCGGACCAGGCUCCCCGGUCCUCAACUGGUAAUUGCCCUUCAUUCAUGGCUUUAGUUCAGCGAUUCAGCCGAGCGUGACCAAACCGUUAUGCCAACUGAUAGAGGAUGUCCGACACACUUUAUCCUUAGUAUCUCGGUUUAACGGUUUUGUGUAUACUUGUUAAAUCGUCUAGUAUCCAUUUCUUGAGAAUCUGAAGCCAGUGUUUGAUUAUUUGACCUUACUGAACUCUUGAUACAAGUUAACAGAAUGCACAUAAGGUUUAUUAACAAAAAUAAUAAAAUAACGAAAAAUGGAAAACUGUAAAAUAAUUAAUUCAAGAUGCGAGCUUAAUAGAAAUAUAAUCACUAUCAUCAU